This is a messenger RNA of Prorocentrum cordatum, 807 nucleotides long. NCBI's taxonomy places the organism in Eukaryota, Dinophyceae, Prorocentrales, Prorocentraceae. The record is from the annotation of a GenBank genome assembly.
GCGAAUAGAAGCUACCAGGUUUGUGCUACGCCAUCGUGUGGGAGAUGGUUGUGGUCAGAUCCUCAACACCGCCAUUGUGGGGCAUGUGGUGUCAGUUUUGCACUUCCGCCCGAACGCCAACGCCAGCGCCUCCUCGUACUUUUUCCAAGAGUCGCAAUCGAUGGUCCCGCAGCGCCGUCCAUUUCGAUGCUGUAGAGAGUGCGCCAUCCAACGGCCUGGUCCCAGUCACCGUCUGCACCAAGGCGGUCACGUUCUUGACGAGCUUCGAGGGUGUGGGAGGCCAGCAUGGCAAGCAAACGCAAGAGGAACUCAAGGCGGCACAGGCCAACGCCCUCGAGUCCAAGUAUCCCCACGAGCAGACGCAGAGCUUCAAGGCCCAGCAUACGGGGCAAUGCAAGCGCCUGGCAGGGAAGCAAAAGGACGCGCAAUGGUACAUCGAGAAGAUUGAGGAGCUCAGCGAAAGUACUCGAAGGUGGCCAAGGAGUGCGACGAGGUCCAGAACGAAAUCACAGCAACAGCGGCAACAACAGCAUUCGUCGACGCCAAGCCUGAGGCUGCCACCGCGCUCGCAUACUUCGCCAACGCUAACUUCGCAUAUGUGGAGAUCCUUAGUGGAGUCCAGGUGUAGCUGGACUAGAUGGCGGCAAAGCUGACGAAGCAGUUCAUAAAAAAGGCCGCUGCUGCCGCUGCCCAGCCGCGAGUCCCAGCGGCCCCCGCCGUCGUGCAGCUGGCGCAGCCAACGGCGAUUGAGGCAGGCGCGCAGCCAGCUGCGUCGCCCUUCGCCGAGGCAGUCGACAAGCCCGCAGG